GUGCCUUUGCGAUGCGCCAGAGACUGUCAGACCUUCAGAACAAGAUGGGUCGAUUACAACGUACACACAUUAACGAACUACUACUACAAUGCGAAGUGGGGUCUCAAGACAACAGUACCACCCUCAUGGCCUCUAAAGGAAGCAAAAACGUACCGAAUGGAAGAAAAACGUAAAAAGGGGAGCAAACCCGUACACAAAGGGGAUUGGCAGCAGUACCUGCAGGACAUUUGGAAUAUUCUGGAACGCGGAGAACAAGAAAAGAUAACCAUCGACGAAUCAAUCGCCUUCGUUAAUACACAAAUCGGGAAAAUGGCCAAUGAAAUCCUCGAUUUGUGUACCGUUCUGGGAGCACAUGAAGCCAUAAACCAUCCCCAAACUGAGGAAUUAUCCAGUACUUGA
Sphaeroforma arctica JP610 is the source of this 399-nucleotide messenger RNA. RefSeq lists its product as hypothetical. The record is from RefSeq and is a predicted model, not a curated record. The annotation marks the transcript as partial. The transcript is spliced from 2 exons. NCBI's taxonomy places the organism in Eukaryota, Ichthyosporea, Ichthyophonida.